Symsagittifera roscoffensis is the source of this 4296-nucleotide messenger RNA. Its product is annotated as cytoplasmic polyadenylation element-binding protein 2-like. Gene Ontology annotation, molecular function: mRNA 3'-UTR binding; translation regulator activity. Bases 194 to 2053 code for a protein of 619 amino acids. The record is from RefSeq and is a predicted model, not a curated record. Lineage: Eukaryota; Metazoa; Xenacoelomorpha; Acoela; Convolutidae. Gene Ontology annotation, biological process: regulation of translation. The transcript is spliced from 9 exons.
UUCCUCUGAAUUGAACUUUUUACUCUUCAAAUUUCGCUGGUUUUGAACAGCAACUUUUCUAUUGAUUUUUUGAUUAGUUUUGUAUCAGGUGCUAAUUUUUCGCAGGCGUUUUUAUAGAAUUAUUAAUUACCUUUUGAUAAUUUUAUUUAUUCCCUUCUAACUGCGUGAAUUAUCAUAACCUGUAAUCCUAACAAUGGUUAUUCCGGAAGAGUCUCAAUUUCCACCACAAAACCAGCAGCAAGUUGAUAUUCCAAAGCACCCGAUGAAUGGAAUUUCUGCGAACGUCACGGGCAGUUUGAAUGAUGUGCAGAAUGUAGAUAAUUUGAACCAGGCAGAUGAAAUCAAUGGUGGAGUCAAACCGAUAAUUGACCAGACUAACGAUUUUGCUAUAAAUGGCGAUGUCUCUCAAGCGCCGCCGCAACAGCAGCCACAGCAACAGCCUCCGAUGAUGCAGAAGCCAAUGUUUGAUAUGCCGGAACAGAAUAUGCCGUUCGCGCAGAUGUUUCCGCCCGAUUUCAACAUGCCGCAAAUGUCAGCUGGAAUGAACAAUGGCCCUCAAAUGGGAGCUCAGCCGCCUUUCUGGUCCAAUUCGCAGCCUCCAUCUGCUCCUACUGAAGAUUUCUAUAACUUUGCUCCACCUUCAAUGAACGGGAAUUUUCCAUCAUUUCCUCCUAAUAUGGCCGCUCCGACUGCCCAAUCUCUCAACGCGGUUUUUAACCAAAACUUUAUGAAUUUGCCGCCGCCGCACUUGGCGUUGAACCCGCCAAAUAGACGAUCUCCUGCCGGCUCUGUUUAUAACCCGUCGUUUCCUCCUAGACAGGCACCAAACAUGUACCCGAUGAAAAAUUUUGGACAGUCUAAUGGAUGGGCAAACAAUAACCAGACACCGUGGAAUGCUUUGACGCCGUCACCGUGGAAUCAACUACAGAAGCGAGGGGAUGCUCGUCACCCCGGCUUUGAUCCUAUGCGGUUUGGACAAUUGGAGAGCAGCUUGUUGGACAUCAUGCGCAAUGAGAUGCAACCUGACAUGCGGCCCCAUCGCCAAUCUUAUCGCAGAAGAGGACGCAACCAUCCUUUCUUUCUGGAUGCGAAUGAUUUGGACGACAGUUUGGGAGCAGUUGCAGCUGGACAUUACAAUCCGAAUGAUCCUAUGAUGGCAAACCAGAUGAGCGCGAUGGGACAUAUGGGCAGACAAGGACAAUGUCCCGAGAGGUUUUCGAGGAAAGUGUUUGUUGGAGGCUUGCCGCCGGAUAUCGAUGAAGACGAAAUUACGCAGACGUUUCGCAGAUUUGGUCCUCUGGUUGUCGAUUGGCCUCACAAGGCGGAAAGUAAGAGCUACUUCCCGCCAAAAGGGUACGCUUUCUUGCUGUUCCAAGAGGAAGCUAGCGUGCAGGCGCUGAUCGAUCAAUCUGUGAAGGAUGAUGGCAAACUCUACAUUUGUGUGUCUUCGCCCACUAUUAAAGACAAAGCAGUGCAAAUCCGGCCAUGGAACCUCGCAGACAGUGACUAUGUCAUGGAUGGGUCUCAGCCUUUAGACCCGAGGAAAACUAUUUUCGUGGGGGGAGUGCCCAGACCGCUGAAAGCACAGGAGCUUGCGCGUAUCAUGGACAGGUUGUAUGGUGGCGUGUGCUACGCUGGCAUCGACACUGACCCUGAAUUGAAGUACCCUAAGGGUGCUGGGAGAGUGGCAUUUGCAAACCAGCAGAGCUACAUUGCUGCAAUCAGCGCUAGAUUCGUACAGCUGCAGCACGGAGACAUAGACAAGCGAGUUGAGGUGAAGCCCUAUGUGCUGGACGACCAAAUGUGUGAUGAAUGUCACGGAAAUAGAUGCAACGGAAAAUACGCGCCCUACUUCUGCGCCAAUGUGAUGUGUCUACAAUACUACUGCGACCAGUGCUGGAGUCAGAUCCAUUCCAGACAGGGAAGGGAGUAUCACAAACCUCUGGUCAAAGAGGGUGGCGAGAGGAGUCGAGGUGGCGGUGGAGCGGGAGGGGGAGGUGGAGGGGCGAAUGCUUACCAGCCUGGAAAUCCUUCACACGCUCGAUGGGGUUAAGUGACAAACCAGCAACAGCAGUGAACACACUAAAGAAUGGGAAAUUAGAGGGUAAAACCAACAGCAGAAAUCUAAGUGGGUGCGGGAUCUAUUUGUGGAGCAGUGAAGAAAACGAAGCUUGAAGUUGGAAGGAAGUUAUUGAUUGUUCACGUUCACUGCAUGAUUGAACUUUGACGAAGUUGUGAAAACUCGGAUAUAAUAUUGCCAAAGGCGUGAAUAUCAUCGCAAUUAGUUUCAUUUCAUUCAAAUGUAAAUCCUAGUAUUUCAUUUCAUGUCAAAUUGCAAAUCGUGAUGCAAGUCAGAUAAUGUGUUUUUUUUGUGGCCUGGAGUCGUGUAUUAGAUGAUUUUUGUCCUGUGAUAAAAGUCGCAUUGCAAUCAUUUUACGAAUGUCAUGUAUAUAUAUUUUGUUGAAUGUAUACAAAUUCUGAAUUAGUUGUUGCUAUUUCUCUAACCUUCACUUAGUUUUCUUAAGUUUUUACAAUUCGACCAAUUUAUGUUAAUUUAGUUCUAGUGUGUUACUGUAUACUGAAACAAAAUAAACGAAAUCGGUUCUUAGUUCUGCUCAUGUUUAGAUUUAAAAAGUUGUCCAUCUAUCCUAUCUCUACAGCAUGUGUUAUAUCAUAUUGUUGCACUAAAUGGUUUCUUCUUUAAGGGUAAAACCCUAGAAACAAUGACGCUUUUAUAAUUAGUUUACAUGAUUUGAUGGCCGGAAUUAUUAUACUAUUUGCCGAAUUACAGCAAUGUGUACACUUAGUGUACCCUAUAGUUAAUGUCCAAUAUUUACAAUUGAAGCCAUAAUUUUCCACGAGUAACUUAAUUUGCUCAUUAAAUUAGUUUCCGUAAAGAGUUUUCGAGAAAGAUCUAUAUUUGAUAAAAUAGUUAACGAAUGAAUACAUACUAUUAGAUGCACUUCAUUAUAUUAUAUUUAUGAAUUACCUUACCUCAUUUUUUGAAAUUUAUAUUGAUUGACUCAACUGAUGGCUUUUGACAUAUUUUAAAAUAAACUUUGAGUUAUUAUUAAGACCUCUGGCAAAAGUCGUCAAAUAGAAGUUUGUGUUAGUGUAUACAGUAGUAAUACGAUUGACCGCUUACUGAUUUACUGUUUGUGAAGUAAUUUUGUGAAGUAAUUUGACCUGCUCAGAAAUAUAGAUGUAAGGAAAUUAAUUUGAUGUUCUUCUCAGUGCAAUUUUGAAUACUUAGAUUUCUAUUUUCGUUUUCGCGCUUUUGUUACAGAAAGUUCUAAGAUUUGAUACGGAUGUUUAUUUUGACUUUGAUCGGAAUGAAGUAAUCACAAACAAUUUGCCAUUCAUUCAUACCAAACAAAUAUAAGUAACGUCGUAACCUUCUCUAUACCUAUCUAUACAAGACUUGCGAAUUUGUUACUAAACUUCUUGUACAACACUUUAAACGUGAUCAAAACCAAAGACGCCAACUUUUUGAUGUUUCCACAUUUUGUCGAAUCAGUUUUGCUACCAAGAGAGCUCUAUUUUGAAGUGAUAUACAAUACACCCGUUUCUACUGAGUUUUGAACAGAAUCAAUUUGAAUUAGAUAGCUGAAAACUUCCAACUUAAAGAAUACAAUUACGUCGUGCAGUGAUCAUUUUCUAAGAGAAUUUAUCUGAAUUUGUGCUAUUUUUCAAACUUCGUUUACUAAAUUAUGACAAGUUUCUCAUACAAAUCGGGAUGCAGCGUUAAAUACAGCUUAUACCCGCCAUCUUUGGACUCGAUUAUUUAUAAAAUUUCCCCAAAAUCGGUGCUCUUUUCUAAAGAGUAGAAAAUGAAUGCAGUCGAUCUAUAAAGCAUAUGAUGUAGUACCUGGAUCAGAACUUUUUCAAAUUGUUCAUCUAUCACGGAGUACUUAAGCAAAGAAUGAUAAUAUGUUCUGAUUCGCAAUCCAUAUUUGAAACAUCUUGAUAGUGGACAUGGUUUUUUGAUUUAAAUGGUUAAGCGGUCGUUAUAGAGUUUAGUUGUAAACAUAGUUAGAGUGUAUGCUCUGCGUAUUAGUUGAUAAUUAAUCAGCGCAAGCUUAUUAUUCACAAUUUCAUUAAAUCUACCCUCUGCUAAUUAGUUAAUAAUUAUUACAAUAUUCUGGUUGGUUUGUGUUAGUGCUAACUAAUAGUGUUUACACGUAAUUAGAAACCCAAAUAAGUUACUCACCCGAUAUGAUCUGUUAAGUUUUAUUGUAAAAAAAUAUUUCACCCGUUUAUUCAAAGUAAAAGUACUUAAUAAAGUUGUCGAAAAAA